This is a messenger RNA of Pocillopora verrucosa, 2027 nucleotides long. RefSeq lists its product as uncharacterized. Lineage: Eukaryota; Metazoa; Cnidaria; Anthozoa; Scleractinia; Pocilloporidae. The record is from RefSeq and is a predicted model, not a curated record.
UUAAACAAGGGCCUUCUUGAACAAUUCGUUAACUUCUGGCCUUCUUCCGAAAAAUAAGCGGUAUCCUUGUUUCUGGCUAAGUGUGUCAAUAAUGUCAGCCGUGGGGCCGGGCGGACUUAAUAGUUUUUAAGUUAAGUAGUUCUCGUGCCUUUGUUUCUAAUGUGCUUAUGUUAAGAGCCUGACAACUCUUUGAAAGAUCGUUGGGUUCAGAUCUAACGAGGGAAGGUCAGGAAACAGCAAGGGACAAGUCUGAUGCCAAAAAAUCGUUCAAGUGAAUCAAUUGAGAUGGAGAUUACAAUAUUAUUUGAUCAGUGAGUGGCUCUCUUAAUUGGACGAAAGCGGAAUCAUUCGUAAGGAACUGACCCUUAACAGUGUUGAACAUUGGUUGCGAAAUUACUUCGAUUGAUAUGUAGAAAUGGGGGUGACAGAUUCAAAAGAGAGACAAGCUGACUCUGAGGAAAACUCGACAUCGAGAGAUAGUGAAAUACAACCUACACUUCUUCCUCUGGGCAGACUCGUUCGAGUUCAUUUAGCACCAAAGUUUUACACUUCGGAAGAGAGAGGCUUUACAAGAAGCUACUGUUUGCUAGUCACUUUACAAAGAGAGGUGAAUGCAUACAAAGCUAGUGUCCAACAUGAACGAGAUCUAACGGCAAAUGUUGAGUUUCACGAGAGAAGACGAAGUCUCCGAGAGGGUUCUCUGUUUUUCGGUCGCGAAGCGCUGUCUCUAAGACGAGCGAACUCAGUUACUAUAAACUCCAUAAACGGAUCGGAUAUCGAAGUGAAGCAAGUCACUGUGGAAGAAAAUGAUUCUCUCAGAAUUGUGGGUGUUUUCAAGAAGGAUUUGAGAAGCACCGUUGACUUAGAAAGCUGCGAUACAUUUGACCUUAUACUAUGUCCAAGCAGUAGAAUAAGGAGUGACUGCUCCGACUGGUUUCUGCUGGGGACAAUGUAUACAAAACGCGCAAACUCUAAACAUGCAAGACAUUGGCGAGCCGCAGUGAGGGCUGAUUACACCUGACCGGUUGCCAGAUAAAUAAUCUAUUUGCAAUAUGAUACUAAUUCUAUCAACUCAGAAAUUACCUUCAUUUUCUGGGUAAGUGCCAUUCAAAGGUCUGCUCACUCUUAAAAACAAACAUGACCUCUUUAAUUCGUCUAGUUUAGUUCGCAAUUUAUUACCAAAUGAUACAUUCCAAUUGAUACAAAUGAUACAUUACAAUUUUGAGAUUACGUACCAAGUUCAUUCUUUUUUCCUUAAUCGAAAAGAUUCCUUGCGAGACUUCGACAAAUCGAGGGUAUACGACCACAAAAUUGAAACAACGGUUUUAACGUAAAUAUGAGUAAAACAUCGAAAAAAUUAACCAUUCAUUCCGCAUGAGUCGUUCAAAAGAAUACCUUUCAGUUUUCCAAAAAUAUUCAGAAAAUUUUGCAUAAAAUGUCCACUGAUUGGUUUCGAAUGUGCCAAACACAAUCUAUGUUUUCUUAUUAAUCCUCUUAAAAGUUGUACCCGAGAUGGUUGGAAUUUUAAUGCAUAUCGUAUUCAGAAAAUUUUGCAUUAAAUGUCCACUGAUUGUUUUCGAAUGUGCCAAACACAAUCUAUGUUUUCUUAUUAAUCCUCUUAAAAGUUGUACCCGAGAUAGUUAGAAUUUCAAUGCAUAUCGUUUUCAAAAUAGUAAUGUUACCAGAAUAAUCAUCAUAUCAUUAGAGUGUGCUAACUCUUUUAGUUACUACUUCAUUAAAGCAAUCUGUUUGUUCGAGGACAAACAAAAAUUCUAAAGAAUGCCUUUAACCUCGACUCGAGACAAUAUAAACUAUUUUUUUCUGAACAAAACAAAGCCGUGGAACUUACUUGCCAUCUGAUAAUCCAGGCUGAUUUUCUGUUGUAAGGAGGGAAACGAAUAUGUUACAAGAUCUCAGAUAGGAUAAUUUUAAAGUAAGCUUUUCUUUAGUUUUAAGCAUAAAACGACAGAAAUGAAAAAAUAAAUUUAUUGAUAAGUUAUACGCAAACGCAAAAAUAAAGUAACAAU